This is a messenger RNA of Cucumis melo (muskmelon), 1840 nucleotides long. RefSeq names its product cytochrome c oxidase subunit 5b-1, mitochondrial. Gene Ontology annotation, cellular component: mitochondrial envelope. The record is from RefSeq and is a predicted model, not a curated record. Gene Ontology annotation, biological process: mitochondrial electron transport, cytochrome c to oxygen. The coding region runs from base 995 to 1534 and encodes 179 amino acids. NCBI's taxonomy places the organism in Eukaryota, Viridiplantae, Streptophyta, Magnoliopsida, Cucurbitales, Cucurbitaceae. The transcript has 6 exons.
UCGGCCUUUUGGCUAAGAUCAAGUGUAGUAUCUGUUCUUAUCAGUUUAAUAUCUGAUACGUGGGCCAUCGGCUCACAUGAUAUUAAAUUAAUUUUUCAAGGGGGAGGAUCCACCAUGGUAGCUUGCUGCCAGGGCCCUCGAGCGUCGCCCAUGCGUUGCACUACAGCUUGGGCCUGGCGCACCCCUCCAAUAACCAGUUAAAAUUCUUCGAUCAUUCUCUCUGAAUGCGCUAGUAAAUCGUUUUUAUUUUGUAUCUUCAAACAUCAGAGGAUUCAUUUUAUUAUAUAUAUUAUUAUCAAACAUGCUUCUUGUUCCUAGGCGGACUUCUUCUGAUAGGAAAAUAACUAGAGCAGAGAAUUUGUUAGUACAUUUAAUAAUUUAUCAAACAGAACUAUAAAUCGCAUUUUGCACAUUACCUGAAUUUGACAUUUAGGGAAAAUUUCCAUAUCCUACUAUAAAAUAUUUUAGGAAAUUCGACACCCCUAUACGUCUUAACUAUAGAGUUAGACUUCAUGAAGAAAAUCUUUGAGCAUUCUGUUUGAUCCUAUCCCCAUUCAGAAGGAAGAGAAUAACCACCAUUGAAGCAACUUGAAGGUGAAUUGAGUUGGAGCGAUGGGGAUGGUAUAAGAGAGGCAAUUUCAAAGAUGGAGUUGAAAAAAUUCGAAGAAUUAGAGGUGGAAGUGUGCUUAACUAUUAAAAGGACUGAUUGUCAUUGCAAGUAUUAACAAAUUUUAAUAAAGUUGAAGAAUGCAAUAAUAAUCCACAUAGAAAAAUAAUAUUAAAAAAGAAAUAAAAAGAAAAGGAUAUCUCCUGCGCCGGACUGCACGUAGAACCGUCCGUACCAAAUAAUCGGGGAACUAUCACUCUAAGCGGAGCCGGACCUCCUCUUGACUUAUUUACGUAUUUCUCCAUUACCAAAAAGAGGCCGCUAAAGAAGAGAAACAAAUUGAUUGAACAAAGAAAAGCUAACCAGUUCGCCGGAGAAUCACCAACCAUGUGGAGGAGAUUGCUCUCUUUGCACCUCAAUGCCCUAAAACGUCUUCCUUCAUCAUCGACGGCAGCAUCUGCUGCUCCAUCCGGAUCCAUUUCCACAGCCUCACGACUUGCUGUUGCUGCUUCAUCUCGUGUUUCUCCCUCACCUUGCGUUUCGCUCUUCGCUCGCCAUUUCAGCGCUGAGGCUGCUGUUGAUGCUGGUCUGCGAAAGAAUGUUGAGGAUGUAAUGCCGAUUGCAACCGGUCACGAGCGUGAAGAGCUUGAAGCUACGCUUGAGGGAAGAGACAUCCUUGAUAUAAACAACCCUGUAGGUCCUUUUGGCACUAAGGAAGCUCCUGCUGUUAUAAAGUCAUAUUACGAUGAAAGAAUAGUUGGGUGCCCUGGAGGUGAAGGCGAGGAUGAGCAUGAUGUUAUCUGGUUUCGGCUGAGGAAAGGCGAGCCACUUGAAUGCCCUGUGUGCACGCAGUAUUUCGCGCUGGAAGUAGUUGGACCUGGAGGAUCGCCAGAUGGUUAUGGAGAUGACGACGAUCACCAUCACUGAUUGCAUACAUUUUUUCUAGAAUAAACUGGUACUUUUAAAGAAAGAGAUUUCAAGCUGUGUGUAUUCGCAGUUGUUGCUUCAGCAAAAAUAGAAAUCUGAGUUUUUUCCCUGUCAAUUAGAGAUAGAACGGGUGUCUUCCUUUGGAAGAUACAAAUCCUUUUAGGCUUUCUUUUAUGUGUUACCAAAUAAUUGGAGGCUUCUUGAUUCUUUUACCAUGACCCAGGUGGUACUACAAUAAUAACACACACCCCAUUUUGAUAUUAAUAGAUAAUUUGAGAAACUUGCUAAAUUCAUUCUCUUUAUGAA